CACCGGAAUGCGUUACUCCCACUGGAGUUCUAAGUUUAAUUGCGAAAAUAAACAUUUGCAUGAGUUUUCGCAACUAUCUAAAGUAGAAAGCAAGCCAUUCAAAUUCGAAACUCAUUUGACUGUGCGAAGUGAGAAAACAUACGAUAAAACCGAUUUACCCAUUGAAUUCAAAGUCUCGCCGGAAAGUCUAGUACACUUAGCCGCUAAAGUUGUCGACCGCUUGCCAUUACCAGACGUCUAUCGAUGGACUAAUGAUGAUGUUUGUAAUUGGUUAAAACGUUUUGGUUAUCCACAGUAUGAGUACACUUUUCGUGCCAACUUAAUCACAGGACGAAAGCUGCUCUUGAUCGACGCAAAAGCGCUUUGUGCCAUGAACAUCAAAAAUUUCAACCAUAUUAAACGAUUAACAAACGGCAUACGUGAACUCUUCUACUUCGAAAUGACUACUUUUAUGCGAAGUAUAUCUUUAGCUCCCCACCAUCAUUAUGAGAUCUACAAACUUUUUCGGACGAAUAGUGGCUAUAAGCACUUGAAGUGCUCCGAUCUUUUGUUUCAACUAAAACUGCUGCGAGAGAAAUCAAAAUACCCUUGUCAUUGGGAUAUACUCGAACAUUGGCUAUCACGGGAGGCGAGCGAUAAGGAAUUGUUUGGUGCUAACCCCUAA
Zeugodacus cucurbitae (melon fly) is the source of this 664-nucleotide messenger RNA. RefSeq lists its product as uncharacterized. The coding region runs from base 8 to 664 and encodes 218 amino acids. Lineage: Eukaryota; Metazoa; Arthropoda; Insecta; Diptera; Tephritidae. Gene Ontology annotation, molecular function: protein binding. The transcript has 3 exons. The record is from RefSeq and is a predicted model, not a curated record.